AAGUUUGGAUGUUUUUGCGUCAGAGCGCGGGCGAUAGAAAACUAAGGAAGAUUACUUUGCUCUCUUUUGCUAAUUUUAAAGUCAGUUUCUAACAGUAUUCCUACAAUGAGUUUCUGUUUUAUACUAUACGCUUAAUUAUAUGUGCUAUAUUUGCAUAUCCGUGUAUUUUAACUUAUUCGAUUUUUAAUUAAGGGAUGUAAAUACACAUUUUUAAAAUUGGCGGUUAAAAGCGUUCGUUAAUGUUGUUUCCAGCAUGGAGCGAAGAUACUUAAACCUGGGAAAGCCGCCGUCAAAGCUUCGCUACUUCAAUCUGGAAAGGGCACAAUGUCAGAGGAAAGGAGACGUUGUGCGCAACAUAGAGGUGUGCUUUGACGAGUUUGAUUUGUCGCGUGAGGCAGGGAGCCAGUUGUCACCGCUCUCAAAAACCGCAAGCAGCGCCGAAGAUGAGGAUGAGGUUCAACCUUUGGUGCUGUCGCUUCAGAUCUUUGAGAGUGAAGGUGACGGCUUGAUAAGAACCUCCAGCCCUAUUGAAAUGCUGCGGAACGAGGGAAGUCGAGAUGGACACGUUGAUGUGGAUGACAUCAGGGCCUCCCCACUGCUCUUUGACAAAGUGUACGGAGAUCCUGAUCCGCAGUCUGAACUGAAAGAACCUUCCAAGUGUAGCACAGAUAAUGCCAGAGAGCCGCAAGAAGCAUCUUCUGCUUUUAGUGCUCACGCUGUAGCUGAAGACCCCAAAUCUACCCAGGGGUCAAAGGUCGGACCUUUGACAGGAGGAAAGGAAGCAUCUGGCUUUCUGCUGAAACUCAAGGAUGCUGGCCGACCCAAGGCAGCAAGCUCUUGGAAACAGCAUUCGCCUGUUGCUGUCUCUGCUCAACCGGAUCCAGAAGAGGACUUCUUAAUAAUGGACGACGAAGAAUUUGCGGUACCAGAUCGGAUUUUCAUCCGAAAGCGACCAAACCCCCACAAAAACGAUGACGGCAGUGAUUGUCAGCAGAGAGAAGUGGGGGAGGAUAGGAGAGUAGUGCAGGAUGGCACUGAAAUUCCCAACGAGGCCUCGUCUGGGACGUGGAGUCCCACACAAACACGGACUAAGACAGGCAAGGAGCUUCAGGCAUCAGGAAAGACCAAGUCGGGCAGAGUCCAAAGGGAAAAGGACGCUGAUCUUGAUGUAGAAUGUUCAGUACCCACCGAAAAGACCAAGCUGGGCAAAGUCCGAAGUGAGAACGACAUUGAUAGUGACCGUGAUGUAGAACGUUCAGUACCCACCAAAAAGACCAAGCUGGGCAAAGUCCGAAGCAAGAAUGACGUUGACCAUGGUGUAGAACGUUCAGUACCCACCAAAAAGACCAAGCUGGGCAAAGUCCGAAGUGAGAACGACAUUGAUAGUGACCGUGAUGUAGAACGUUCAGUACCCACCAAAAAGACCAAGCUGGGCAAAGUCCGAAGUGAGAACGACAUUGAUAGUGACCGUGAUGUAGAAUGUUCAGUACCCACCAAAAAGACCAAGCUGGGCAAAGUCCGAAGUGAGAACGACAUUGAUGGUGACCGUGAAGUAGAACAUUCAAUACCCACCAAAAAGACCAAGCUGGGCAAAGUCCAAAGCAAGAAUGACGUUGACCAUGAUGUAGAACAUUCAGUAUCCACCAAAAAGACUAAAUCGGGAAAAGUUGCUAGGGUUCCGCAAAUCGCCUCCACCAAUCAGCAUGGGAUUUUAACGGCGAAGAAAGGUAAGAAUUCCAAAAUGGAAAGGGCUGAAAAACAGGCAGGCAGGAUAAAGCUUAAGAGGAUCAGCUGUCAGAAUUUGAGCCGAACAGAUGCAGCAUCAGGUGGUCCAGAUGAUCCUGGGGAAGAAGUGAUUGACCAAGAUGCUGGACGUGACUCCUCAUGGCUACGCGCCCCUGCUCCAGGAGAGGAAGAAGAUAACGGACAUCCACAGCUAACGUCGACAGAAGAUCCGUGCAAGAGGCAGGAAGGGAGCGACCAUUCCUCAGACAUUUAUGAAGGCAAGAGGAUGCGGAGGAAGCCUGGUUCCUGGUGGCUCAUCAACCAGGAUGGAGAUGAAGAGGGGGACGACAAUGCAGUGGAAAGAGGAAGGGGUCAUCAAGAGAGAGUGGGCUUGGCGCCCCCAAAUAGGAAGCAGUGGGACAGACAUGCCAGCUCGAAGAAGAAUGCAACAGGGUCCAGCGUAGAGGCUGUCAGGAACCAGGCCAAGGAGAACAGCACCAAGUCUUGUAAGCUGAAACCCGCAGGGUGGCCCCACCCUCCGGCAUCUGACCGCCACAGCCCCAGCCAGGCAGCAGACUGUGAACACAUGCAGAACUCCGAACGCAAAGCUCAUGCAGACGGUUUGAGGACACACAGGAAAUCAAGCCGUUCCCCCAUCCAGCAAGGAUCCCAGCAUGGAGUCCAGGGGGGCAGGUUGGGAAAUAAGUGCAGGAAGGCUUCCAGCAACUGGUGGGAGGUCCCGAGGUCGGCGGCGAUGUAUGAGGACAGUGGCUCACCGCCUCACUGCUCCCCCAAACCCACCAGAAGACGCCAGGAGGAAGCAUGCUCGAAAAUGCCACAUAAAGACCAGCCACCCCGCAGAGCUCUGAAUGACACGGGCAAUGCUUGGAAAAGGGGAAAUGCGAAGCAGCAAACCCAGCCUGCCGCUUGGGACAGCAGGAACCUGCCCCCACCACAGAACAGCCGAACCUCUCUGGCCUCCUUUGAUGCCAUUUAUACCCCUGGCAAAGCUGUAACACGAGGUUUACCACAGCGCCCCCUACAGGCCAAGUACACAGCACCCAGACGCAGUCUGUCCCCCGUGGAUGAUGUGCCGGAUACCAUUGACAAGCUUGACGAUGAUCUGGAGCCAUCGAUUCCGACUGUGAGCCUGGUUACGUCCCCAGUUGUGCAGACGGCCAAGAACAGAGGGGCAAUGCUGUGCCUUGGUGAACAGUCAACAGACAUGGAAGGUUUGAUUGGAUUCAGGAGUGGACCAUCGUCAUUCAUUGAAAAGGAGGACUCUGAGAAUACGAGGGCGCAGUUUGUUGAAAACGUCAUGGACAUCCCAUCAGAGGGUCACAUGUGUAACCCGCCCCUGAGUCCCAUACACCUGCAGGUGGAGGACCGGGCGGAGCUGGUCAAGUGGUUGAACAGCGUGUGGUGCAGCCCAGGUGGCUCCCCCAUCAUCACUCCUGAGCACUUCCGGUGGUACGGUUACCAUGGAAGAGCCAUGGGCUGCAGAACCGAUCUGAAGAGCAACACCUUCUCCAGUGGCAAGAUCCUGCUCGGGUCCUACAUGAAGAAGCCUCCCCAAGUGGAUAGCCAGGCUGUGUCGGUUUACAACAUUCUGACAAGUUCCUUGAGCGUGAAGGUCAAUGGUGUGGAGAGCUGCGUUUCCUCUGGACAGACCUUCAUGGUGCCCCGCGGUCACCCAUUUGAGAUGCGGAAUCUGACCGCGGAACCAGCUGUGCUGUUUUUCCACCGGAUGCUGUCAGACGCCGUGUAGAUGGGAGGGGUGGGGCCUUCACAUUAUCCCACAUUACUUUUUUAUGGCUAUGUUCAUUUACAGUCUAAGCUGUUGGACCAUUUUAAUGCUUUAGUGUUGCCUUCAUCCGUAUUUUGAGCUGAGCCUCAAGGUGAAACAAACAUCUGUAAAUUCCUGUGUACAUAAUAUGCGUUUUUUGCUGGUGUAAUUUGUAUUUUGUAGUGCAACUGAUACUAUUUUUUUGUUGAAUUAAAUUAAAUGUUUUUAUGGUCUUUGUUAAAAAAAUAUACAUGUAAUUGAUUUUUUUUUUUUUUUAAGUUUUGCAAAAGAAGUUAAACAUUCUUUUUUAAUGUCUCUCGUCAAAUGUAAUGCAUUUGGUAUUAAAAUCUAAAUUAUUG
Molecule: messenger RNA, 3870 nt
Organism: Brienomyrus brachyistius
Lineage: Eukaryota; Metazoa; Chordata; Actinopteri; Osteoglossiformes; Mormyridae
Exons: 15
Coding region: 254-3493 (1079 amino acids)
Source: RefSeq, a predicted model, not a curated record